CGCCCCCCGCGCCGGCUGGCCCCGCCCCCCGCGCCGGCUGGCCCCGACGCCCCUGCCUGAGUCAGGGCUUGCGGUUGCGUCGUGAGGUGGCACCGUCCUGGGUCCGCUCCCCCGCCGCUAUGGUCUCGGGUUCGCGCUGCCCGCCGGGCCCCUGGGGGCUCCUGGCGCUGCUGCUGCUGCUGCUGCUGCCGCCGCUGGCUCGCGGCACUUGUAAUUCUCCUCCAAGGUUGCAUUUUGCUGAGCUGCCUGGGGCUGUGAAUGAUUCCUAUCCUGUUGGGACCAAACUGAAAUACUCCUGUCGCCCAGGAUACAUUUUGAGCUCUGGAAAGUCUCCCUUGGUUACGUGUCUUGAAAAUUCAACAUGGUCAGUAGACCCUGAGUUUUGUGUAGGAAGACCAUGUAAACAACUAGAACUAGAAAAUGGCAGGGUUGAUUUAACGGAUCUCCGGUUUGGUGCGACGGCAAACUUCUCCUGUAAUGAAGGGCACAGAUUAAUUGGAGCGACUUCUGCCCAAUGUGUGCUUGUGGAAAAUAGAGUUGAUUGGGAUAAGGAGGUUCCACUUUGCCAAGCAAUACCUUGUCUUCCACCUCCUGAUAUCGCCCAUGGAUCCCAUAAUGGUCAGAGUGGAGAAGAGUUUUCCUUUGGCUCAGCGGUAACUUACAAAUGUGACACGGGCUUGUCUCUCAUUGGAGAGGCCUCCAUUCAUUGUACAACGAAAGAUAAUGUCAAUGGAGAGUGGAGUGGGCCUGCCCCUGAAUGCAAAGCGGUCAAGUGUCCAGAGCCAGAAGUCAAAAAUGGAAAAAAGCAAUCUGGGUUUGGAUCUGAUUAUUCAUAUGGAAACACUGUAAUAUUUGAAUGUGAUUCUGGCUACACUCUGCAUGGUAGCAGUUCAGUUAGAUGUGAUGCUAACAGUUCAUGGGUUCCAUCUUUGCCCACCUGUCGAGGCACUUGUGAUUCUCCUCCAAGGUUGAGUUUUGCUGAGCUGCCUGGGGCUGUGAAUGAUUCCUAUCCUGUUGGGACCAAACUGAAAUACUCCUGUCGCCCAGGAUACAUUUUGAGCUCUGGAAAGUCUCCUUUGGUUAUGUGUCUUGAAAAUUCAACAUGGUCAGUAGACCCUGAGUUUUGUGUAGGAAGACCAUGUAAACCACUAGAACUAGAAAAUGGCAGGGUUGAUUUAACGGAUCUCCGGUUUGGUGCGACGGCAAACUUCUCCUGUAAUGAAGGGCACAGAUUAAUUGGAGCGACUUCUGCCCAAUGUGUGCUUGUGGAAAAUAGAGUUGAUUGGGAUAAGGAGGUUCCACUUUGCCAAGCAAUACCUUGUCUUCCACCUCCUGAUAUCGCCCAUGGAUCCCAUAAUGGUCAGAGUGGAGAAGAGUUUUCCUUUGGCUCAGCGGUAACUUACAAAUGUGACACGGGCUUGUCUCUCAUUGGAGAGGCCUCCAUUCAUUGUACAACGAAAGAUAAUGUCAAUGGAGAGUGGAGUGGGCCUGCCCCUGAAUGCAAAGUGGUCAAGUGUCCCGAGCCAGAAGUUAAAAAUGGAAAAAAGCAAUCUGGGUUUGGACCUGACUAUUCAUAUGGAAACACCGUAAUAUUUGAAUGCGAUUCUGGCUAUACUCUGAUUGGUAGCAGUUCAGUUAAAUGUGAAGCUAACAAUUCAUGGGUUCCAUCUUUGCCAACUUGUCUAGGCACUUGUAAUUCUCCUCCAAGGUUGCAUUUUGCUGAGCUGUCUGGGGUCGUGAAUGAUUCCUAUCUUGUUGGGACCAAACUGAAAUACUCCUGUCGCCCAGGAUACAUUUUGAGCUCUGGAAAGUCUCCCUUGGUUACGUGUCUUGAAAAUUCAACAUGGUCAGUAGACCCUGAGUUUUGUGUAGGAAGACCAUGUAAACCACUAGAACUAGAAAAUGGCAGGGUUGAUUUAACGGAUCUCCGGUUUGGUGCGACGGCAAACUUCUCCUGUAAUGAAGGGCACAGAUUAAUUGGAGCGACUUCUGCCCAAUGUGUGCUUGUGGAAAAUAGAGUUGAUUGGGAUAAGGAGGUUCCACUUUGCCAAGCAAUACCUUGUCUUCCACCUCCUGAUAUCGCCCAUGGAUCCCAUAAUGGUCAGAGUGGAGAAGAGUUUUCCUUUGGCUCAGCGGUAACUUACAAAUGUGACACGGGCUUGUCUCUCAUUGGAGAGGCCUCCAUUCAUUGUACAACGAAAGAUAAUGUCAAUGGAGAGUGGAGUGGGCCUGCCCCUGAAUGCAAAGUGGUCAAGUGUCCCGAGCCAGAAGUUAAAAAUGGAAAAAAGCAAUCUGGGUUUGGACCUGACUAUUCAUAUGGAAACACCGUAAUAUUUGAAUGCGAUUCUGGCUAUAUUCUGAUUGGUAGCAGUUCAGUUAAAUGUGAAGCUAACAAUUCAUGGGUUCCAUCUUUGCCAACUUGUCUAGGAAGACCAUGUAAACCACUAGAACUAGAAAAUGGCAGGGUUGAUUUAACGGAUCUCCGGUUUGGUGCGACGGCAAACUUCUCCUGUAAUGAAGGGCACAGAUUAAUUGGAGCGACUUCUGCCCAAUGUGUGCUUGUGGAAAAUAGAGUUGAUUGGGAUAAGGAGGUUCCACUUUGCCAAGCAAUACCUUGUCUUCCACCUCCUGAUAUCGCCCAUGGAUCCCAUAAUGGUCAGAGUGGAGAAGAGUUUUCCUUUGGCUCAGCGGUAACUUACAAAUGUGACACGGGCUUGUCUCUCAUUGGAGAGGCCUCCAUUCAUUGUACAACGAAAGAUAAUGUCAAUGGAGAGUGGAGUGGGCCUGCCCCUGAAUGCAAAGGGCCGAACACUGGUACCAUGAUUGCUAUUGGAGUCGUCAUUGGUUUAUUGUUGGCUGGUGGAAUUGUUGCCAUUGUGACACACAAAGCUUGCUUUGGGGAAAAAGGCCCAUAUGAUGCAAAUCAGCGCUUCAGUGAUCUACAGGAAUGUGAAAAAAAAACUUGCUUGGGUCUUGAAAGCGUUUCUUUUUCAGAGGUCAGAUGCCCAGCCCCACAAAUCCAGAAUGGAAGAAGAGUAUCUGGUGAUAGACGUGUCUAUUUAUAUAAUGACAGUGUUACCUUUGAGUGCGAUCCCGGCUACACCAUGAAGGGUCACAGUCUGAGUCGGUGCCAAACUGAUGACACGUGGGAUCCACCUCUGCCAGUUUGUGAGCCAGAGGUUCUCUGCAGCUCCCCAGAAAUCCAGAAUGGAAGAAAAGUAGCUGGACAUGGACCUGUCUACAGACCCAGGGACACGGUUAGGUUUGAAUGUGAUCCUGGCUACACCAUGAACGGGAGCCGUCAGAUUCAGUGCCGAGAUGAAGGAACCUGGGAUCCUCCUGUUCCAGCCUGCACACAGAUGUUGCCGUGUCCCCCACCUCCGGUCAUUGUCAAAGGGACGCACAAUGCCAAGCCAUUGGCAGCUUUCCCCAGUGGAACAUAUGUGAACUACAGCUGUGAACCUGGCUACACCCUCCGUGGAGAGGCUUCGAUCUAUUGUACCACAUCUGGAACUUGGAGCCACCCUUCUCCUCUGUGUGAAGGCGAAUGGAUUUUCGGUUGGUUUCUUCCUUUUGUCCCACCUGACGUGGUACAUGCCUGCAGAAUAGAUAUGGUUCUUUUUUUCUCAUAUGUAUUUCCUUUCUUCCCAGUUGGCUGUGGAGUCCCAACCCGGUUAAGCUUUGCUGAGCUGAGGAAUGAGUAUAAAAAUCAGAAUAACUUUUCUGUUGAGGAGACUGCAAAAUACACUUGUCGGUCUGGAUAUAGAAGAGACCCACAGCUACAACCCGUUAUUACAUGCCUUGAAAAUGGAAGCUGGUCAAAAGCACUCGAGUUCUGUAAAAAGAAAUCGUGCGGUCAUCCAGGAGAGCCGGAGAACGGCAGAGUUAUUGUAACAGAUAUCCAUUUUGGGUCGACCGUCAACUUCACGUGUGAAGAAGGGCACCGGUUGAUUGGACAGCCUUACAGACGAUGUGAGAUUUCUAGCACGCGUGUUGCAUGGAGUGGUGAUGUUCCCAUUUGUGAGCGUAUUCCGUGUCUUCCGCCUCCUGACAUCCCCAAUGGAAGGCACACUGGGGUGAUAAUGGAGGACUUCUCUUAUGGCUCAGCUGUAAUUUACGAAUGUGACAAUGGUUACCCACUCACUGGAGAGGCCUCUAUUCACUGCACAACCAAGGACGGGCUAAACGGAGAGUGGAGUGCGCGUCCCCCUCGGUGUGGAGAGGUCAGAUGCCCAGCCCCACAAAUCCAGAAUGGAAGAAGAGUAUCUGGUGAUAGACGUGUCUAUUUAUAUAAUGACAGUGUUACCUUUGAGUGCGAUCCCGGCUACACCAUGAAGGGUCACAGUCUGAGUCGGUGCCAAACUGAUGACACGUGGGAUCCACCUCUGCCAGUUUGUGAGCCAGAGGUUCUCUGCAGCUCCCCAGAAAUCCAGAAUGGAAGAAAAGUAGCUGGACAUGGACCUGUCUACAGACCCAGGGACACGGUUAGGUUUGAAUGUGAUCCUGGCUACACCAUGAACGGGAGCCGUCAGAUUCAGUGCCGAGAUGAAGGAACCUGGGAUCCUCCUGUUCCAGCCUGCACACAGAUGUUGCCGUGUCCCCCACCUCCGGUCAUUGUCAAAGGGACGCACAAUGCCAAGCCAUUGGCAGCUUUCCCCAGUGGAACAUAUGUGAACUACAGCUGUGAACCUGGCUACACCCUCCGUGGAGAGGCUUCGAUCUAUUGUACCACAUCUGGAACUUGGAGCCACCCUUCUCCUCUGUGUGAAGGGGGCUGUGGAGUCCCAACGAGGUUAAGCUUUGCUGAGCUGAAGAGCGAGUAUAAUCAGUCUUCCUUUCCUGUUGGGAAAACUAUAAACUAUACUUGCCGGCCUGGAUACAGUAGACACCCGCAUAUGCAAUCCACUAUUACAUGCCUUGAAAAUCGAACGUGGUCAGAAGCAUUCGAGUUCUGUAAAAAGAAAUCGUGCGGUCAUCCAGGAGAGCCGGAGAACGGCAGAGUUAUUGUAACAGAUAUCCAUUUUGGGUCAACCGUCAACUUCACGUGUGAAGAAGGGCACCGGUUGAUUGGACGGCCUUACAGACUAUGUGAGAUUUCUGGCACGCGUGUUGGAUGGAGUGGUGAUGUUCCCAUUUGUGAGCGUAUUCCGUGUCUUCCGCCUCCAGACAUCCCCAAUGGAAGUCACACUGGCAAGUUCACGAAAAACUUCUCUUUUGGGUCAGCUGUAACCUACAAAUGUGAAAAUGGUUACUUGUUCACUGGAGAGGCCUCUAUUCACUGCACAACCAAGGAUGGGCUAAACGGCGUGUGGAGUGCACGUCCCCCUCAGUGUGGAGAGGUCAGAUGCCCAGCCCCACAAAUCCAGAAUGGAAGAAGAGUAUCUGGUGAUAGACGUGUCUAUUUAUAUAAUGACAGUGUUACCUUUGAGUGCGAUCCCGGCUACACCAUGAAGGGUCACAGUCUGAGUCGGUGCCAAACUGAUGACACGUGGGAUCCACCUCUGCCAGUUUGUGAGCCAGAGGUUCUCUGCAGCUCCCCAGAAAUCCAGAAUGGAAGAAAAGUAGCUGGACAUGGACCUGUCUACAGACCCAGGGACACGGUUAGGUUUGAAUGUGAUCCUGGCUACACCAUGAACGGGAGCCGUCAGAUUCAGUGCCGAGAUGAAGGAACCUGGGAUCCUCCUGUUCCAGCCUGCACACAGAUGUUGCCGUGUCCCCCACCUCCGGUCAUUGUCAAAGGGACGCACAAUGCCAAGCCAUUGGCAGCUUUCCCCAGUGGAACAUAUGUGAACUACAGCUGUGAACCUGGCUACACCCUCCGUGGAGAGGCUUCGAUCUAUUGUACCACAUCUGGAACUUGGAGCCACCCUUCUCCUCUGUGUGAAGGGGGCUGUGGAGUCCCAACGAGGUUAAGCUUUGCUGAGCUGAAGAGCGAGUAUAAAAAUCAGUCUUCCUUUCCUGUUGGGAAAACUAUAAACUAUACUUGCCGGCCUGGAUACAGUAGACACCCGCAUAUGCAAUCCACUAUUACAUGCCUUGAAAAUCGAACGUGGUCAGAAGCAUUCGAGUUCUGUAAAAAGAAAUCGUGCGGUCAUCCAGGAGAGCCGGAGAACGGCAGAGUUAUUGUAACAGAUAUCCAUUUUGGGUCAACCGUCAACUUCACGUGUGAAGAAGGGCACCGGUUGAUUGGACAGCCUUACAGACGAUGUGAGAUUUCUGGCAUGCAUGUUGCAUGGAGUGGUGAUGUUCCCAUUUGUGAGCAGCUUAGAUGCCCAGCCCCACAAAUCCAGAAUGGAAGAAGAGUAUCUGGUGAUAGACGUGUCUAUUUAUAUAAUGACAGUGUUACCUUUGAGUGCGAUCCUGGCUACACCAUGAAGGGUCACAGUCUGAGUCGGUGCCAAACUGAUGACACGUGGGAUCCACCUCUGCCAGUCUGUGAGCCAGCAAUGUGCGUAAGCCCAGAAGUGGAAAAUGGAAGAACAAAUGGGGUACAGCCUGCCUACAGACCCAGCGACAUGGUUGUGUUCGAAUGCGACCCCGGUUACACCAUGAGCGGCAGCCCUGAAACUCAGUGCCAAGAUGAUGGUAGAUGGGAUCCUCCUUUCCCUGUCUGUGAAAGAUUGCUGCAGUGUCCCUUUCCUCCAGCCAUCACCAAUGGGAAGCCCAGCGUCCAGGCCUUGGCAGUGUUCACCACUGGAACAUCUGUAAAUUACAGCUGUGAGCCCGGCUAUUCUCUUAAUGGGCAGGCAUCUAUUUAUUGUGCGGCAUCUGGAAUAUGGAGCCCUCCCCCUCCUCAGUGUGAAGAGGUUAUCUGCAUCGCCCCAGAAAUCCAGAAUGGAAGAAAAGUAGCUGGACAUGGACCUGUCUACAGACCCAGGGACACGGUUAGGUUUGAAUGUGAUCCUGGCUACACCCUGAACGCCAGCCAUCGGAUUCAGUGCCGAGAUGACGGAACGUGGGAUCCUCCUGUUCCAGCCUGCACACAGGUGUUGCCGUGUCCCCCACCUCCAGUCAUUGUCAAAGGGACGCACAAUGCCAAGCCAUUGGCAGCUUUCCCCAGUGGAACAUAUGUGAACUACAGCUGUGAACCCGGCUACGCCCUCCGUGGAGAGGCUUCUAUCUAUUGUACCACAUCUGGAACUUGGAGCCACUCUUCUCCACUAUGUAAAGGUUCCUAUAACUUCAUCUCCGUAGUCCUCGGGAUCGCAGGUGGGUCGCUGCUGCUUCUCCUGGUUACCAUCAUUAUCUCAAGGAUUAUGUCUAAGCAGAAUGCAGGCUAUUACUAUACACAUGAAAACAGCAAGUACCGGAUGCCUUUGGCCCACAUAACUGAACAAAAAAAUUCAUUUGCACCAUAGCAGGCAGGAAACCACUUCUCCUCAUGGUGUGCAUUUUGCGUGGAGAACAUGGAAGCAUUUUCUUCACCUUCUUUGUGGGUAAUUUACAUUCUUGCAACGAGGUUCUCUAGGGGAAAAUGCAAAACCAUAGCAUAUAGCUGACGAAGCUGCUUCCAUUAGAUCCUUAUAGCAGUUUAGUUCAUUAAGUUCAACUUUACACAGCACAGACUGUAGCUUUUAGGCUGCCCUCCUGCUGUUUGUCCAUGAAAACGUCUUGCAUGCAGACUUCUGAGAUGAACAAGACACCCUGCAGCAUCAAGGAUACUUACUCCUCAGAUUAUGCUCUGGCCUUCUUUCCCUUUCA
Messenger RNA from Dermochelys coriacea (leatherback sea turtle), 7701 nucleotides. RefSeq names its product complement receptor type 1-like. NCBI's taxonomy places the organism in Eukaryota, Metazoa, Chordata, Testudines, Dermochelyidae. The record is from RefSeq and is a predicted model, not a curated record.